Cryptococcus wingfieldii CBS 7118 is the source of this 981-nucleotide messenger RNA. RefSeq lists its product as hypothetical. The record is from RefSeq and is a predicted model, not a curated record. Gene Ontology annotation, cellular component: cytoplasm; nucleus. The transcript is spliced from 8 exons. Lineage: Eukaryota; Fungi; Basidiomycota; Tremellomycetes; Tremellales; Cryptococcaceae. Bases 1 to 981 code for a protein of 326 amino acids.
AUGACUAUCCGUAUCCUCACUCUCUGUGGCUUCACCCAGAACGCCUACAUCUACUCCAAGCAAGUCGGUGCCGUCCGAAAGGCUUGCAAGAACACCGAGUUUGUCUUUGUCGACCCUCCCAUCGUUGUCGAGAAGGCCGACCUGCCAUGGGUCAACGAGUCCAACCUCGACCAGUUCGGCUCUAGCGCCAGCAUGGACGCUGAGAACCAGACUGCCGAGACUACUCCCCGAGCCUGGUGGAUCAACGCCGACAACUGGAAGACCUAUAAGGGAUUCGACGACUCUGUCAAGUUCCUCCACGACUACAUGGUUGAGCAUGGACCUUUUGACGGUGUCGUGGGUUUCUCGCAGGGUGCUGGUAUGGCCGCUCUUCUCGCCGCUCUGGCAGGUAUUGAGAAGCCCGGUAUCAACCCUCUCUUCCCCGCCCACGAGAACAUCCCCAGACUGAAAUUCGCUAUCUUCAUCGGCGGUUUUCUUCCUGGCUAUGAGCCCAAAUGCGAGUCGCACGACUUUUCCAACUACUUCCCUCUCCCCGCCUCUCUCCCCACCCUCCAUAUUUCUGGCAAAAACGACACUUUGAUCGUGCCCGAGAGAAGUCAAAUAUUGGCGAGCAGGUGUGAGAACGCGAGGUUCGAGCUGCAUGAUGGUGGACACUACACUCCCUCAAAAGCGUCGUGGAGACAUUUCUUGAAUGCCUACAUCAACUCUUUUGCCCCCGGUGGUGCCAACGGCGACCUUCCCGAUAUCGACUCUUACGGACCCAACGGUGCCAACGCCCCCGCGUCCGGCGGCGGCAAGGGCAGCAAGUCCGGCUCCAACACCCCCACUCCCAAGACGCCCAAGCAACCCAAGCAGCCCAAGGAGGCCAAGCCUGUCGAGGGCGCCAAGGUUGGGGAAGCGACAGAGAAGGAGGUCAAGGAAGUGAAGGGUGAUGGAAAGGUGGCGGAGAUCGAGGAGAAGGCGGCUGGGCUGUCGUUAUAA